Messenger RNA from Cannabis sativa, 1389 nucleotides. RefSeq lists its product as uncharacterized. NCBI's taxonomy places the organism in Eukaryota, Viridiplantae, Streptophyta, Magnoliopsida, Rosales, Cannabaceae. Bases 1 to 1389 code for a protein of 462 amino acids. The transcript has a single exon. The record is from RefSeq and is a predicted model, not a curated record.
AUGGAGAAUACAACUCCCAUUGCAGUACCCCCUGUCGCUAUGUUUGUUCUAUCAGUGGCAACUACUGUUGAUCCUACAGUCGAGACUACACUUGCUAAUCCCUGUCGUGACAUUGUCCUCUACCAGUCGGAGGUUGGUGGUUCUGCUCGCCACUCGAGUCCUGAGUCGACUCUGUCUCCGCCUUCACCUCCAGUCAAUCAGAAACCUCGUACGUUUCAAGGUAAGGCUCCUCCCCUGACUAAAAAGGUUAGUCCUUCUCUGUCGUCACCCCCUUUGUCUGUAUCAAAACGAGUCACUCGUUCAUCGUCGAGUCUACAACCUCCAUCCAAACCCGUAGGACCUCCUCGUCCUCCAUCUAAGGUUUCUAUUCCUUCCCAAACCAGUGAAAGAGUUCAGUUAAAACGAAAGUCCUCACGUGAUACCACACAUCAACCACCUGAAAAGAAAUCCAAGACCAAACCCAUUCCAGUCCCAUCUACAGACUCAUCUCCCAAACAGUCGUCCAGAGGCUCUAAAAAAUCCAAACUUCCCAAAGCCCCUAUAUCAACUGUCGACCCAGCCUCUGUACAAUGCUAUGUUGAUGCCUCUAAAGCCUGCAUUUAUCAAAGAUGGUUUGGUAGUCGUGAGCUUUGGUUCGAACAAGUGGUUAUAUUAGAUGAUUUUCCUGAACUGCAUGAGUUAUUAAAACUUAGGAAAUGGGUAAACACGGUCACUAACUUGUCUGCUCCUCAUCCCAUCUUAGUUCGAGAAUUCUAUGCCAACCUAGAUAGGACAGUUAUUGCUGAGGGUCAUCCAGGGUGUGUGAGUGCAUUUGUUAGGGGUCAUAGAGUUCCAUUUGGUCCAUCCACUAUUGCAUGCUUGUUGAAAGUUGAGUCCAUCAAGAAACCAACAUAUGGGAAACAAUUCAAUCCAGAUCAAACUUUGAUGGGUAGAGUGCUAAGUGGAAAGGAUGACUAUAUUUGGGACAAACAAGAAAUCUUAGUCACGCAUCUGACUCCCUUCUAUAGGGUUCUUCAUCGGGUAGCUUUGUACAAUUGGCUCCCUAAUUCUCAUUUGUCAUCAGUUACUCUUGAGAUUGGCAAGUUUCUGUAUGCUGUAGGAACUCAUGUGUCCAUUGAUCUGCCAUCUCUCAUAUUUGAAAGGAUACUUGAAGCUUCAGAAACUACUGGCACUCGUAACAAGCUACCAUUUCCAAGCCUUGUUCAACGAGUUCUUAUGACUGCUCACCCGCCUCUUACAACGCAUGACUAUCAAGUUCAAAAUCCUGUUCUCAGUAAGAGCUUUCUCUCUGUGAUCAAUAGGCAGCCCUCAUCAACCACUCCUUCUGCAUCAAAAGUGAGUAAAGGCAAGUCUCCUAUGUUCAAAGGGCUUUCGGAUUCCAGCUGGUAG